Centruroides sculpturatus (bark scorpion) is the source of this 3642-nucleotide messenger RNA. RefSeq names its product extracellular sulfatase Sulf-1-like (gene Sulf1). The transcript has 19 exons. NCBI's taxonomy places the organism in Eukaryota, Metazoa, Arthropoda, Arachnida, Scorpiones, Buthidae. The record is from RefSeq and is a predicted model, not a curated record. Gene Ontology annotation, molecular function: glycosaminoglycan binding; N-acetylglucosamine-6-sulfatase activity. Bases 277 to 3552 code for a protein of 1091 amino acids.
UGUUUCAUAGUUUGGUCGUAGGCCGCUUUGGCGCGCCGAUCGCCUCCGACCGACGAUCGGAAAUGAAUGGUUGAAGGCAUCAAACUCUUUCGAAUUCGAAUCGUCGCCAGACGAGACAAUAACUUUUGUCGGCUUUGAAUCGGCAGACGUAAUCAGUUUAAUUCGUUUUAUUUCCUCUCCGUUCCCAGACUACGUCCGAUCGUCCGUUUCUGCAUCCAUUUCUCUAUAAAGUGCGGGUUAUAAUUCAAGAUUUAUAACUACAAAAUGCAAUGAAGAAUGAAUUUUCUGCUGAUAUUAGAAGUUUUCUCCUUGAUGAUAUUGAUAAAAAUUGCAAAUGGAAGAGAAAGACAUGGUUUACACCAGGAUUCUUUGUUUUAUAAAUCAGAAGCAUUUUUAGACAGACAAGAUUAUAAUUUACAGAAUCAAAGACAAAAUAGUAAAUAUUCUUCAUGGGGAAAUAAUGAUAAGAAGGAAUUGAGAUCACGUAAGCAACUAUCAAACAGGGACAAGAAACCAAACAUAAUUCUCAUCAUUACAGAUGAUCAGGAUAUUGAAUUAGGAUCAAUGAAUUUUAUGCCAAAGACAUUACGUAUUUUAGGAGAAGGUGGAGCACAUUUUCCCAAUGCAUAUGUUACUACUCCAAUGUGCUGUCCUUCACGAAGUUCUCUUUUAACUGGCCUUUAUGUACACAAUCAUAAUGUAUAUACAAAUAAUGACAACUGUAGUUCUCCUAUGUGGCAGCAAGAACACGAGCCUCGAACAUUUGCUACUUAUCUUAAUAAUGCUGGAUAUAGAACAGCUUUCUUUGGAAAAUAUCUAAAUGAUUAUAAUGGCUCAUAUAUACCACCAGGAUGGAGAGAAUGGGCUGGAUUAAUCCGAAAUUCUCGGUUUUAUAAUUACACUGUAAAUAUAAAUGGCAACAAAAUUAAACAUGGAAAUAAUUAUUAUCAAGAUUAUUAUCCUGAUCUUAUUGCUAAUGAUAGCAUAUCUUUUCUCCGACAAUCCAAGCAAUAUUUCAUAAAUAAACCAGUUUUAAUGGUAUUAUCAUUUCCUUCACCACAUGGACCAGAAGAUACAGCACCACCUUAUCAACAUUUAUUUCAUAAUAUCACUACACACAGAACUCCAAGUUGGAAUUAUGCACCAAAUCCUGAUAAACAGUGGUUGUUAAGAAAUACAGGAAAAAUGGAGCCAUUACAUAUAAAGUUUACUGAUAUGUUACAUACAAAACGUCUUCAAACACUUCAAUCUGUUGAUGAUGCAGUAGAUAAGCUUUAUAAAGAGUUAAAAUUGAUUGGAGAACUUGAAAAUACAUACAUCUUCUACACUUCAGAUCAUGGCUAUCAUUUGGGUCAGUUUGGAUUGGUUAAAGGCAAGUCUAUGCCUUUUGAAUUUGAUAUAAGAGUUCCUUUUUAUAUUCGUGGACCAAGAGUGCCAACAGGUGUCAGGAUACGUGAUAUUGUUCUGAAUUUAGAUAUUGCACCAACAUUCCUCGAUAUUGCAGGUGUUCAGGUUCCAGAACAUAUGGAUGGAAAGUCAAUUCUUCCAUUGUUAAAAGAUGCCUAUAAUUGGGUUAUAUCUGGUCACAGUCAUGGGGAAGUGAAGCAUAAAAAGUCUUGGAGAGAUACUUUUCUUAUUGAAAGAGGUGUAAUUACACCUGCAAUGAGAAAAGCUUUGAAAGGACAACUUUCAUCUCCAACGCAAACAAAACUUACAAAAGAUGAAAGACUUUCAGUAGAAUGUCAAAAUGAAGAUUUUGCUUCACCUUGUAAACCAUUUCAGAAAUGGGAAUGUUUUCAUGAUGGUUAUCGUUGGAGAAUUCGGAAAUGUCGUCUAGGCUAUUAUUCUUCUUUGAAUGGACAUAGCUGUACAUGCUCAGAUACAUCAGACAGUGAAGAAAUAUUAGACAGUGAUAAAAUGACAGAAGUACAGAAACGUUCUCAGCUUAAAGCAUUUAGUUUCAAAAGACAGAACAAAAUGGAUGCAUCAGAAAAACGAUUGCAGAGGAGAUUUUUGAAGGAACAUGUAAGCAAAGAGUUUAAACCAGUAUUUAUUGGAUCACGGCCUCGUAGAGAUCUGUCAGAUCAUGAUGAAAUGCAGUUUGAUGUGGAUGGAAUUAUUCAAUUAUCUCAUUUAUUAGACUUGACAGUUAAUGAAUAUGAGGUGAAUUGUGUAAUUACACCUGCAAUGAGAAAAGCUUUGAAAGGACAACUUUCAUCUCCAACGCAAACAAAACUUACAAAAGAUGAAAGACUUUCAGUAGAAUGUCAAAAUGAAGAUUUUGCUUCACCUUGUAAACCAUUUCAGAAAUGGGAAUGUUUUCAUGAUGGUUAUCGUUGGAGAAUUCGGAAAUGUCGUCUAGGCUAUUAUUCUUCUUUGAAUGGACAUAGCUGUACAUGCUCAGAUACAUCAGACAGUGAAGAAAUAUUAGACAGUGAUAAAAUGACAGAAGUACAGAAACGUUCUCAGCUUAAAGCAUUUAGUUUCAAAAGACAGAACAAAAUGGAUGCAUCAGAAAAACGAUUGCAGAGGAGAUUUUUGAAGGAACAUGUAAGCAAAGAGUUUAAACCAGUAUUUAUUGGAUCACGGCCUCGUAGAGAUCUGUCAGAUCAUGAUGAAAUGCAGUUUGAUGUGGAUGGAAUUAUUCAAUUAUCUCAUUUAUUAGACUUGACAGUUAAUGAAUAUGAGGAUGAAAUGAAAUUUGGAUAUAAGAAUGUUUUGUCUGUAAACAGUAGUAAUGGUACUACCAGAAAAAAGCGGGACAAAAUCUUAGGAAAUGUUAUGGAUUAUAUAUAUACACAGCUUUUGAAAUCUGAAUCUCAACAGGCUGCUAUAUCAGAAGGAUGCAUUCAGUUUCCAAAUAAUUCAAUUACGUGUGUAGAUUACGUUUAUAAGAAUCCUCAAGUUUGGCGACAGAAAAAGGAGAAAUUGGAUCAGUUGAUUAAAGAAUUGCGCCAAAAGUUGGAUGAAUUGAAGGGAAUAAGAAGGCAUCUUAAAAAGUCUCGUCCUUUUCCAUAUGACGAUUUAAAUGGAGAAAAAAAAUCACAAAAUAAACACUGCAAAUGCUUGCCAGAUUUUAAACACCAAUUAGAUUUGGAAUGGAAAGAAGAAAAAGAUACAAUAAAAUCUCGACAGAAAAAGAAAGAAGAAAAUGUUAGAAAAUUAGAACGAAAACAGAGGAGGAAAUUAAAAUUUCAUAAUAUGACAUGCAAUGCGGAAAAAAUGAAUUGCUUCACACACGAUAACAAUCAUUGGAAAACUCCACCAUUGUGGACUUAUGGACCAUUUUGCUUCUGCCAGAAUUCAAAUAACAAUACAUAUUGGUGUUUGAGGACAAUUAAUGAAACACACAAUUUUCUGUAUUGUGAAUUCAUCACAAGAUUCAUUGUAUAUUAUGAUCUGAAAACGGAUCCUUAUCAGCUGACAAAUGUGAUUUAUAAACAAGAUGUUGCAAAAAUUCAGCAAUUGCAUCUUCAGCUUCACAAAUUAAGAAAGUGCAAGGGUGCAAGAGAAUGUACUGUGCGUUAUCGUCCUGGUCAGUAUAAAUAUUGAAUUAAUACAAGUUCAAUAAGUUCAAUUAUAAAAAUUAGAUACAUGUUGUUUACUUUUUAAUGAAGCAAAUUUCAAUUAAAAAUUUGAGCA